UAGGCAUCAUGGGCUCUGGUGCUGAAGCUCUGGAGGAACGUGUGGAGAAGAUGCUAAAUGGAGAGGGGCUUGAGGUCACUGAUCUUGACUUGAUGACUGACCAGCUGCAGGCAGUGACACUGAGGAAAACUGUGUGCUAUAUUGUGAGUGCAGUCAUUUUCAACGAUAAGGGGGAGGUGCUGAUGGUGCAGGAGGCCAAGCCGCAGUGUUACGGUCGCUGGUAUCUUCCUGCAGGUCGUAUGGAGGUGGGUGAGAGUAUCCACGAAGCUCUGUGCAGGGAGGUAAAGGAGGAGGCAGGUCUAGACUGUGAGCCAAUUACCAUGCUGCUGGUGGAGGAACAGGGACAGCAGUGGAUCCGCUUCACCUUCCUCGCCCAGGUCAAAGGUGGCAGCCUGAAGACGACUGCUGAAGCUGAUGCUGAGUCUCUGCAGGCUCAGUGGUGGGAUCGAGAAGCUCCUCUGUCCCUCCGUGGCCGGGACAUUUUGUCUCUCAUUGAUGCUGGAUUCAGGUAUCGAGAGACGGUUCGAUUUCCUGUUUGCCUGCCGGUCAACCUACCGUGCGCUGUGGUCUGUCAGAGACUGCUCCUCACCUUCAUCAGUAACACUCACUCUGAACCUUCUAAUGAGGAGAGUUUAUGGCUGCUUUUAACCAAUCACAGCACUGAUAGUGAGACACACACUGAUCUUCCUGUAGCUGUUUCAGAGAAAGCGUACCCAGUCACAGUGGCGACUUACAAACUUAUCCGGGAGUGCUUUCCUUCAUCCUGUAAGACACUAAACAUGAAUGUGCAUGGAAUUCUGGGAGUGCAGCAUGAUGGCAGAGUUCACGGGCAAACAGACGGCAUUUGUUUCAAUAUGCUUGUGGCCCUGGAUCAUGCAGAGGAUGAGGCGGUGCCUGGCAGUCCACCGCCACUGGAAAACAAGAGGUUUACAUGGCAAGAAGUGACCAAUCAGAUCCUGAAAAGGAAGAUACUGAGUAGGAUAAAGGACAGGACACUACUCCCAAUGAACAGCCUCUGAGACCUGGUUGUGAUGAGGGUAUCCUCAUUUUUAUUUCGUUUUUUCCCUCUCGACUCCACAUCUAUUAGCCGUUUAAUGCCGUUGCCCUUCCUGAUGCAACCCUUGUUGUUUUAUCCGAGCCUGGGACCAGCACUGAUAAAUAAUGCACCUCCCAAUGACUAUGCAGUUCAGCCAUCUCUGGCCAGCUAAGACAUAGCCAAUCAUGUCCGUGUAGACGCCCGACUGGCCGGUAACACUGCUCAAAUUUGGCAUAGUAAAAAACUCUAAGGUGACUGCUUGAAUUUACAGGUACAGUUCAGGAUUGGGCUGGUGAACACGGUUUGCUUUUACUUGUUGGCAGUCUUAUCUGCCAACUUAAUUAUCUUUUAAUUAACUAAUGUAAAGGCAAUUAGCAGUGGGCAGUUUUGCUAUAUGUAUUGUUCCUUAUUACCUCAUUAGCUCUUAAGUUCUAAUUGCAGCUUUGUUAGCGCCUACAGAGACAUGAUUGGCUAUGUCUGAGGGUGGGAGGUACAGUCAAAUACAAGGGAUUUCUCAUCGCUGCUGCAAUUGUGGCCUCUGCUGGCUGAGCGUCUGCACAGAGAUGGGAGAUAAUGGAGAUCAGUGCUGACUUUCCAUAUGCAGUACUGAUCCCUGUGUGAACCCGUCUUGCACAGAUUAAAUGUAAUGGACCUUCAUGAACCUGUAUUUAGAUGAUGAAUAUUAUCCAGUUUCAUUUUAAUACCUGUGUUCCUGUGAUAUUUGCACCAGUACAACAUGCAAGAACCACAACAGCCUGUUGAUGCACAUGAGCCGUCUGUACUCAGUAAUAGAGACUCAGAACAUCUUUAAUACUAAUGAUGGGGGUGUUGCAUAGUAAUAACAAUAGAUAACUAAAGUUGCAAUAGAUUAAAGACACCACACCUUCACUCUCACCUCCUGAAAGGAGAAAGGUCAGGAGGAGUCAAGACUACCAGACAUUUAAUGUUAUGAAAUAUAUAUAAAUAUAUGUAAUCAGUAUGUAUACAUACUCUAUCACACUGAAAAGAUGAUGAUGAAUAAACAAUACCAUUUAGCAUA
This is a messenger RNA of Trichomycterus rosablanca, 2075 nucleotides long. RefSeq names its product nudix (nucleoside diphosphate linked moiety X)-type motif 18 (gene nudt18). NCBI's taxonomy places the organism in Eukaryota, Metazoa, Chordata, Actinopteri, Siluriformes, Trichomycteridae. Bases 9 to 1019 code for a protein of 336 amino acids. Gene Ontology annotation, molecular function: magnesium ion binding; 8-oxo-GDP phosphatase activity; 8-oxo-dGDP phosphatase activity. The transcript has 3 exons. The record is from RefSeq and is a predicted model, not a curated record.